AUGAAGUUUUUUAGCAAACUCCUAGACCCUAUACCUCAAUAUGUAACAUGCUGCUUACCAGCUUUAGCGAUAAUGGGGGAAUCCCCCGCAGAGUCGUUUCGAAAAAAAUUAUUGCGAAUACUCAUAUGUCUUGGAUGCCCGUUUACGGGGUUAUUUUACUCUUUGAUUAUUGGGGGUACACCAGAGAAUCGUUGCUUAUAUUGGCUUUCAUCAGACAAAAUUAAACUUGUUUCGAAAGAAAAUACCGAACCUGACGAACCUGACGAAUCUGGUAAUCAUAAAGAAUUUCCUGAGCCAUAUAGGCCUUUUGUAUUUCAUGCUUGCGAAAUCGAUAAAGAUUCCGAACCAUAUAUAGAACAACUCGCAAAACAAUGCACAGCAAAGGCAUCUGUUUUGGAAAGACUUUCAGCGAUUGGACCUAUUUACUUCAUUAUAAUUGGUAUGUUGGCAUUAAUUUCUCAAGCUCAAGGAACAAUAAAUUGCAAGGACUGGCCACACAUUCCAUUUUUGUUGUCCUGGAUACUCCCAGCAACUUUUAUAAGAGUGUAUUACGGAAUCAUAUUCAUUAAGGAUCCUGAUAUGGUUCAAGAAAAACCAAUUUUAAUUUCUAAAAAUAAAGGGCUUAGAAGAAAUAAUAGUUGUGCCGUUUUUGCAAUUGCUUUUUUCUCAAUAUUUUAUCCUUGGAUAACAUUAUUUCUAGUCUACCUUUCACCCCCGAUCGGGACUUUCGAUACGGACGUCUUCAAAAGUGGUUUGCUUUUUGCGGAUUUGUAG
Acaulospora morrowiae is the source of this 774-nucleotide messenger RNA. The record is from the annotation of a GenBank genome assembly. NCBI's taxonomy places the organism in Eukaryota, Fungi, Glomeromycota, Glomeromycetes, Diversisporales, Acaulosporaceae.